UUCACCUCUCUUGCUUCUCUCUCUAGCAUUCUAGCCCAACCUUCAAAUCUUGGCUCAUCUCUGUCGUCCCUCUCCUUACCCCUUGAAAAUCUCGCCGGAAACUGCCGCUCUUGCAUUUUCGUCGACUUUUAGGAUUUUCCGGUGGGUCUCAUGGAAUCUCUCCUUGAAUCCGGAUGGCUGUACCUGAUCACACACUUCAGUGAUUUUCAGCUGGCAUCCUUUGGCAGUUUCUUGCUUCACGAGAGCGUCUUUUUCUUGUCAGGACUGCCAUUUAUCUUUCUUGAAAGGGCUGGAAUCCUAAGCAAGUACAAAAUCCAGAGUAAAAACAAUACUCCAGCUGCCCAAGAAAAAUGCAUUACUCAUCUCCUACUGUAUCACAUUUGUGUAAAUCUUCCCCUCAUGCUUGCUUCGUAUCCUGUAUUCAGAUACAUGGGCUUGAGAAGUAGUCUGCCUUUGCCAUCCUGGAAAGUAGUUUUACCUCAAAUUCUUUGCUACUUUGUCUUGGAGGAUUUUGUCUUUUACUGGGGCCAUAGGAUUUUACAUACUAAGUGGUUGUACAAGCAUGUUCACAGUGUACAUCAUGAAUAUGCUACACCAUUUGGUUUGACUUCUGAAUAUGCCCACCCAGCUGAGAUAUUGUUCCUUGGUUUUGCCACCAUCGUUGGCCCUGCUAUCACUGGCCCUCAUCUGUUCACCUUGUGGCUAUGGAUGUCAUUGAGAGUUUUGGAGACAGUCGAGGCACAUUGUGGCUACCAUUUUCCUUGGAGCCUAUCAAACGUCUUUCCUCUAUAUGGAGGGGCUGAUUUUCAUGAUUACCAUCAUCGUCUUCUUUACACCAAAUCCGGCAACUACUCGUCAACUUUCACAUACAUGGAUUGGUUAUUUGGUACUGACAAGGGAUAUCGAAAGCUGAAGGCCCUUAAGGAGUAAUGGAGCUAACUGCUUGAAAUUGAUGGGAGAAAUUUUGUAUACCAAGGAUUGCAGCACCAGUAACUUCUGGUUGGUGGGUGCAUUUGAAAAGGUUUCUGCUUUAUUACCGUUCCAUUUGGAUCCUAAUGUGCUUUCUCAGGUGUGCAAGCUGGGUUUUCAUGUAAGAUUGUUAUGAAUGAGGGAGUGGCCCCAUUCACACAAUCUAUAUGAAUGGCAGCAUUUGUGUUAUUUUCUUUCCUCGUCUCGGGGUUUCAAUGAAGUAUAAUUUAAACUUUUAUUGUAUGCUGAAGGAUCCAUACUGGACAUCUCUGUUUCAUAAUUCAAAAUUUCGAUCUAUAGGUUCAUCAAUGGG
Molecule: messenger RNA, 1282 nt
Organism: Amborella trichopoda
Lineage: Eukaryota; Viridiplantae; Streptophyta; Magnoliopsida; Amborellales; Amborellaceae
Product: methylsterol monooxygenase 2-2
Biological process (GO): lipid biosynthetic process
Molecular function (GO): iron ion binding; oxidoreductase activity
Source: RefSeq, a predicted model, not a curated record